UCAUGCUGCAGUUCAGCCUGUCGUCCAGGCGGCUGUGCGUGCCGCCGUACCUGCUAUAUAUACAGACCACAGCGGUCAGUCAGCAGCUUAACAAAACCAACCAACCUUGUGUCAUUAUUUAUCCCCGCCAGCAUUUCACUCCUUCUUCUCCACCGGACACCGCCGGCGUCUGUGCCUCGCCACACGCCGGGGGAGGGAGCGGGGGGUCCAGCCCGGGCCAGCAUGGACCCCCGAGCGGAGAACCGCAGCGGCGGCGGCCGCCCGGCGGCGCUGGGAGCCGACGGGGGCGACUCCGAGGCGGCCGUGGGCUCCGCGGAGGCGGCCGUGGGCUGCUGCAGCAGCCUGCCCGACCUGGAGCAGGACGCGCUGGAGGACAAGCUGCGGGGACUGGCGUUCAGAAAGCAGACCUCGUACCGGAAAGCGAUCUCCCGCUCAGGCCUUCAUUACCUCGGCCCACCUCAGCCCUCACUUCCUCCAGCAUCCAACGGUCCCACCAAGGAGCUGCGUACCUGCGCGGACUGGACGGAUAACGCAGUGAAUGGCGAUCACCUCUGGAUGGAAACCAGUUGUUCAGGGGAGCUGUGUUAUCUCGGCGAGGACGCUUGUCUUCUGAAGACCGCAAAGUCGGCCCCCAGGAGGAAAUGUGCCGCCUGUAAAAUCGUGGUCCACACUGGCUGCAUAGAGCAACUAGAAAAGAUUAACUUCCGAUGUAAGCUGACCUUCAGAGAGGGGGGAUCCCGAUGCCUCAGAGAUAAUGUACCGAGACAUCACUGGGUUCACAGACGAAGGCAAGAGGGCAAAUGUAAACAGUGUGGAAAGAGUUUUCAACAGAAGUUCUUCCACAGUAAAGAAAUAAUCGCCAUCAGUUGUUCUUGGUGUAAACAAGCUUUCCACAACAAGGUGACAUGUUUCAUGCUGCACCAGAUAGAGGAGCCAUGUUCACUGGGGGCUCACGCUGGAGUCAUCGUACCACCCUCAUGGAUCAUCAAAGUCAGGAAACCGCAGAGCUCUCUGAAAAACUCUGCCAGGAGAAAAAAGCGGACGUCUUUCAAACGAAGGACAAGUAAGAAGGGAUUAGAUGACUCUAAAUGGCGUCCGUUUAUAUUGAAGCCCAUCCCCUCUCCUCUAAUGAAGCCUGUUUUGGUUUUUGUCAAUCCCAAAAGCGGGGGCAACCAGGGUGCCAAGCUGUUACAAAUGUUCAUGUGGAUCCUGAACCCUCGACAGGUCUAUGACCUGUCACAAGGUGGACUACGAGAGGCGUUGGAGUUGUAUCGUAAAGUGCCAAAUCUAAGGAUCCUCGCCUGCGGAGGGGACGGCACGGUGGGGUGGAUCCUGUCUGCUCUCGAUGAGCUGCAGAUGAAUCCCCAGCCUCCGGUCGCUGUGCUUCCUCUGGGAACAGGAAAUGACCUCGCCAGGACGCUGAACUGGGGCGGGGGUUACACAGACGAACCGGUGUCCAAGGUUUUGUGUCAUGUGGAGGACGGGUCGGUGGUGCAGCUCGACAGGUGGAACCUUCUGGUGGAGAAGAGUUCUCCUCAGCCGGAGGAGGGCACACAGAAGCUUCCCCUGAAUGUUUUCAACAACUACUUCAGCUUGGGGUUCGAUGCUCACGUCACACUGGAGUUCCACGAGUCCAGAGAGGCCAACCCAGAGAAGUUUAACAGUCGCUUCCGCAACAAGAUGUUUUAUGCAGGAGCUGCGUUCUCAGAUUUCCUCCAGAGGAGCUCCAGGGACUUGUCCAAGCACGUCAAAGUGGUGUGUGAUGGCACAGAUCUGACAUCCAAGAUCCAAGAGCUGAAAUUUCAGUGCAUAGUCUUUCUAAACAUUCCCAGGUACUGUGCCGGCACCAUGCCGUGGGGAAACACCGGCGACCACCGAGACUUCGAGCCACAGCGGCACGACGACGGCUGCAUUGAAGUUAUCGGCUUCACGAUGGCCUCACUGGCUGCGCUGCAGGUCGGAGGUCACGGAGAGAGACUUCACCAGUGCAGAGAAGUGGUCCUCACCACUUACAAGACUGUACCUGUUCAGGUGGACGGAGAACCGUGUCGACUGGCUCCAUCCACUCUCCACAUCUCCCUCCGAAAUCAGGCCAACAUGGUCCAGAAGUGCAAGAGACGCACCUCAGUACCCCUACUCAAUGAUAUUCAGAAGGUGUGUGCAGCUGAUCUGCGCCGCCUCUCUGCUCCCCCCGACUCCUUCUCUGUUCCGCACGCAGUUCCAGAUCGUCUCCGUCUUCGAGUGAAUCGGAUCAGCCUCCAGGAGUACGAGAAGCUGCAGUACGACAAAGAACGACUGCGAGACAUCUCGAUCCCAGUUGGCAUUGUGGUGGUGAGAGGAGAUUGUGACCUGGAGACUUGCAGACUCUAUAUUGACAGAUUACAAGAGGACUUACACCAGGCACCACCUACUGGCCACAGAGUGCACUAUCAGGAUGAAUGCAGGGGUGUUCCCAGGACCAGCUCCACCAGUCGGUUAUCGGCCAACUGGAGCUUCCUGGACUCCACGUCAGCUGAUCGCUUCUAUCGCAUCGACAAGGCUCAGGAACACCUCCACUUCGUGACAGAAAUAUGUCAGGAUGAGGUGUUCAUCCUGGACCACGAGGGACCUGUGGUGAGCCAGGCAUCGUCCACUGGGAUGCCUGAUCUGGUGGUGGAACCUGCUGCUGGCGUUCCCUUGACGCCUGAUGAACAAGCACUUCUGGCUGCAGCCGGUUCUGGUGAUCUUCCUAUGCUGUCAGAGUGCGUUCGUCGAGGCAUCAGUUUGUUGGUGAGAGACUCUGGAGGUUGUUCGGCGUUACACAUCGCUGCCCAGAACGGACACACACACCUGGUUAGCUACAUCCUGCAACAAGGCUUUAAGGUUCUUCUGGAUCUGACAGACAGAGAGAAAGGGGAAACUGCCCUGCACAAAGCAGCUUCUGAAAAGCAGCAUGCCGUGUGUCGGUUGCUGGUGGAGGCUGGUGCUUCACAAGAGAAGACCAAUUUUCAGGGCAAGACAGCAGCUGACAAAGCAGAUGGAGACUUUGAGCUGGCCUCCUACCUGAGUUCCCAACAAAACACGUCAUCUUCAACCCACGAAGACCUGGAGACAGCCGUCUGAGGCUCCCGCAGUCACACAGACUCUCCCCGGAGCCUGGACUCUGCUUACAGUCACAGCGGAGACGAACCGGGAGAACGUUCGUUCAGAGAACGAGCAGUCUGGAUUUCACUCUGCAGAUGUGGAGCUGAACUGCCUCCGAUCACGGCAGCGCUGCAGUGGAGAUUUUAAUACUCAACUAUUUAUUUGUAUUUAUUUAUUCAUAUUCUAUUUAUUGGUUGUGCUGAUUGACUGACUGUCUAACUUUUAACAGUUCAGGAUGCAAGUGCAAUUUGACCAGCCGUCACACAGUUGUGAGAUCCCCCGCCCAUCUUGCAAUGGAGUCAUUUUGGUCAUAUUUUACUCAGCGGGGCUUCGACAGUGGUUGAACUUCUUCUGGAGAAGCCACUAAAAUUAUACAAAAUAUAGACAGAAAUACUCUUAUUUAUCCCAUAAAACCUGUGUGCCAAAGACUGAUGUGGUGUCAAAUCUAAUAAGGUAUCGUUCCUAACUUCAGUUAAAUUGUCUAUUGCAAGCCUCGUGUGAAUUUCAAGGAAAAAGGGUGUGUUUUUAAACAAAGGUUUGCUGUGGAAAACUCUUUAUCAACAUGUUUCUGUGUCAGCGAUGAGUCACAGUUUUUGGUAUCCACUAAAGUAAAACUCACCCAGAAUAAAGGACCAUAUGAACAUAUCAAGCUGUUCCCGCUACAGCCGUGGAAGACGAGAUGUGGUUGUAAUUACUGGUCUAAAAAGUCCCGUAAUUCUAGUUACUUAAACUGUAACCUUCUGAUUCAUUAGUCAUUUCUGUGACAAUCCUUGGAUACUUCUUAGACUUGGGUCCAAAACGUUGCUUUUGCUUGGGACAAUUUUAAGAUUUAAGAAUUGCAAGAUUAAACCACAGGGAGAUUGAAGCUGCUUAUUGGGGUUUUAAAUGUGGUUUGAAAUGUUGAGCAGAUCUGACAAGAUACUGAGUGCUGUAAAAUAUGCUAUCUAAAAUGUAUAAAUAACCAAAAGACAUUUUAAUUUAAAAGAAAAUGUUGAAAUUUAAAAACAAACAGGGUGUGAAUGUUAACAGUCAUCUGUGGACAGAUGAGAUUUCCCUUCUAACAAUCAAAACUAGUUUAAGUUUCACUCUUUUCCUGCACAGUUCCUCCGUUUUUUUUUGUUUUUAUUGGAUAUUUGUUAAGUUUAAGAAGCCAAAACUAAUAUUCACUGCUGCCAUUUCAUAAAAUGCCCCCCCCCCCCCAAACAUGAUGGCGUUGAGCCAGUAUUUUCCCUAAGUGUGAUAUGCAAAAUUUUAAGAUUCAACUGCUCCACUCGUGUGCAUUAAAGAGCAGUGUACAUUCCUUUUGCACAAGCAAAAUAUUCUUUCUUAUAGUAAAAAAAAUAUAUAUAUAUAUAUAAAUAUAUAUAUAUAUGAUGUACACCAGUAUAUGUAUCAAAGCUGAUAUUGUUUGAUCACUCAUUGGUAGAAAAUUAAUCACUAAUGUUCUUUUUCUAAAAUGUACAGAUUUUCAAAGUGAGCUUUUUAUUUUAUCUCUGUUCAGAAAUCUAAUAUUUUAGCCGUUUUGGCUGAACCAAAAGACAUUUUGAAAAUGUCGGCUUCAUCAGUUAUGAAAAUAGUCUCCUACAUCAAAGCAACAGAAACUUUCUCUUUACAAUCUCACCUAAAAUGUCUCCAUCUAAGCUCAUUUUUUAAACAAACAAGCAAAGUGUGACUCAAGUGUGACGACGCUCGCUGCGGACCAGAGUUUGUUACUGGCAAAAGGGCCGGUAUUUGGAGGGAGCAAAGCAACAAGGCAUGAGAGGGUGUGUUAUAAACAUAAUCACUACUGUCUAAUUUCAAACAAGAGCUACUCGAUCAAAUAGUUUUCAGUGUGUUGGUGGUACUCCUGAUGCGACAGGUGUUUUGCACGCUCCGUCUGAGUGGGUGUAUAAUAAUAUGACUCAUUCCAUAUCUAAAAAGCAGCAUAUUCACAGUUUAACCGCAGACUGUGUAACGUUGACCGUGUGUGUGUAUGUGAGACCGUUUUCAUGCAUAUCCUGUGUGAACAAGACCGUGUGUGUGUGUAUUAGCAUCAUUUAUCCGAGAAGAAAAAAGAAAAACAUCUGAGCCAUAUGUAAUGCAAUAUGAGUGACUGACUUUUUCUCUCUUUUUCUUUUUUUUGUAUUUCUCUAUCAGUUGUUUACAUUACAUUAAUGUUUCAAACAUAGUCAACCUUUGAGCACGGAGGAUAUUGAAUGUGCAAUGUUACUUCAGUGCCGUUUGUGUUUAUGAUUGUUUUUUUUUUUUUUUUACUUGUUUUGUUUUGUGUGCGUGUAUGUUGAAGGACUGAAAUAACCCAUGAGGUAUCUUCUGAUAAGAACUGCUGUCGACUUACUUACAGUUGGAGGAAGUGGGAGAAAAAGCUUUCCUGGGUAUUUUGGGGGCAUUUUAAAAAUUUGCGUGUAGCCAUCAUAGAAGUUUUGCAAACUAUCUUUGGAAAUUAAAUUUCCAGCUGCUAAAGUGAUUUGCAGUAUUCUUCAAACAGUUCUUCAUGAGGCAUCUGUUAUUUUAAAAUCAACAUUUGGUGUUUUAUUUUAUCAAGAUGUAUUUCCAAUUAGAGCCAAUAUACUUCAGCUUGAGUUUUUGGUUAACUUUCCUCUACGUAAAACAUUAUUUAAAUGAAAAACAAUAUAUUUAAGGCUCAAAUUCACCAAAUAUGACUGAAAACUGACUUUAUAAAAAAAGCUUUCUUCAAAUUUUGGGGUGAGUUCUGCAGUCCGUAUAUGAUCAACCAUGAUAGUAUCCUGAUCUGCGGUGAAAUUUAUUCACAAAUUUCAGCGCUGUAGAGCAGUUUCAUAUUUUUUUUUCGUGAAUUUCAUUUAGUGACAAGUGGAGACCCUUUAUUUGGAUGUAAUUUACAGUUCAAGCCACUUAAGUAGUACACUCGAUUUUAGCUAAAUAAAUAACUACUAGCAGUAUAGCACGACUUUCAAAAGUCUCAUUUUCUUGGGGGGGGGGGGGACUAAAUAAAUCACCCAUAUUCCUUUAGAGAUAAAUAAAUACACCUUAAUUCAGAUGUGAUCAAACAGCUUUUAUGUCUUAUUUUUGCCAGUGCCAUCAACUCAGCAGUCAAGCAGAGAUUCAACACGCAGCUACCGUAGUUUCUUUUUUUUCAGGCAGUCAAGGUGAAGAGCCGUUGCAGAAGUAGUGUUAUUCUUAAAGUUAUAAUUUGUUGCAAAAUUUACAUAUUUGUACGUUUUUAACACAUCAAAUGUCCAAUUUUAAGUGGGCCGGACAUGAGAUCAGAUUUGAUGUUUUCAUCUCACUAAACGUCCCCAAUACAGAAUCCAACAGUGACAAUAGGCGUUUUGUUGGUGUUUCUUGUGAUAUUUCAGUCUGCCAUCUCCAUUAAAAUAAUAAAAAUGCUGAUGACAUCCUGUCCUCAGGGGUCUUCUCUAAUUUUUCAGUAAAAUCUGGUUAAACUCUCUCGACUGAUGAAUAUUGUCAUUAUUACUGGGUGGCGGCCAGUCAGACCACUGGAUCUGACCAAUCCCAGCAGACUCUUGAUCAGGGAAAGAGUUGGGCUUCCUAGCUUUAAACCUUUAAAUUAAAAUGUAACUUCUGUAAAAAAAAAAAAAUACUAUUUUGUUUCUUCGUGCAGGACUUCCAUGAUGGCUACUGCUGACAAACAUCUGACACACAGAUCUUCCUCUGGAGAUGAUAACAUAUACAUAAUUGUCUAUUUAAAGGGGAAAACGUUGUACUUGUGAAUGGUGAUGACAUUUUCUAUGAAGCGACUGCGGCAACGAGCCGGGCCUGUUCUGAAUCACACACACACACACUCUUCAUAUUACUCUUACUCGAGUAAAAACACCUUUGUAUUAAAUUGUCUCUCAUCAGAGUUGGUCAUGCAUGGCAUUUUCUUACCUCCUUUGGGAUUUGUUUUCUGUUUUAAUGGCAUAACGACUGGCAUUAAUGUUGUUUCAACUAUUAAAUUAUUAUAGUUUUAAA
This is a messenger RNA of Cololabis saira (Pacific saury), 7074 nucleotides long. It is a transcript of the gene dgki, whose product is annotated as diacylglycerol kinase, iota. Lineage: Eukaryota; Metazoa; Chordata; Actinopteri; Beloniformes; Belonidae. The record is from RefSeq and is a predicted model, not a curated record. The transcript has 34 exons. Bases 223 to 3102 code for a protein of 959 amino acids. Gene Ontology annotation, biological process: lipid phosphorylation; intracellular signal transduction; regulation of synaptic transmission, glutamatergic. Gene Ontology annotation, cellular component: nucleus. Gene Ontology annotation, molecular function: ATP-dependent diacylglycerol kinase activity; protein binding.